CCCCAAACUACGCGCUUCCACUUGCGGAGAGAAAGGUCCUUUUGAGAUUUCGCAACCACAUCAGACCCGAGUCUCGAAGGCCCUGCAGAGGGAUAAACUGACAAGAUGGCCGACACGAAUGAAGAUUGGUCUUCCAACUCCAAUGAAGCCGUCGAGAUCUCCCUUGUCGUCCCAGGUGCCGGCGCCCCCAAGGCCCUUCACACCUUCAAUCCCAAAUUCACCUACCCAAUCUUCGGCGAUGAAGAGACAAUUUUCGGUUAUAAGGGAUUGAAAGUGAAUCUGCGAUACAAUGCGAGCGAUAUGCGACCAAGUCUGCAGAUCACCUGGAACUCGAAGUUCAAGACGGUGGGAGAGACAGAGCCAUUAGAUGUGAAGGCUGUUUUGGAACCAUAUCUUCCCAAGACUGCUCUUGAGAAGACCUCGAUAUUCAACGCAGCGAUUACGGAUCCUAUGUACAAAGACUGGAAGCCACCUGGAGAGCUCUGGAAAACGAUUCAGUCUGGAGACCAAACCUUCGAAGUCUGGAAAGGAAGCCUUGCCGACUUGGCUAUUCAACAAAUGGUCAAGCGAAUACAGAUACUGGUGCCGCUGUUCAUUGAGGGAGGGACAUUCAUUGAAUUGCAGGAUCCGGAAUGGUCAUUGGAACGAUGGACGGUUUUUUUUCUAUACGAGAAGAAGAAGGGCUUUUCAGAAGCUGUCUCGCCAUAUCUAUUCAUGGGAUAUUCGACAGUCUACCGAUACUUCUACUACCAAUCUACUGCUUCCUCACGACAACGACCAAAGAAUCAACUCAUUUCAAACGAGGCCAAGUUUGAUUUCAAGCUUCCACUCAACAACAUAUCCUUCAACUCACUGCCUUGUCGAUCUAGGAUUUCUCAAUUCAUCAUACUGCCCCCUUUCCAGCAUGGUGGCAAUGGUUCCCGAUUUUACAACGCCAUCUUCGACUUCUACUUGGGGGAACACCAGACAAUGGAGAUUACGGUUGAGGAUCCAAAUGAAGCAUUUGAUGACCUUAGGGAUAUCAAUGAUUUAUCUCGUUUACGGACAAUGCCCGAAUUUCUAGCUCUGAAGGUCAACGAUAGUGUGAAGAUACAAAGGAAAGGACCGGUUCCUCGCGACAUCCUGGACUUGGAAAAGUUGGAGGCAAUUAGGAGAAAGAUCAAGAUUGCUCCGAGGCAAUUCUAUCGAGUCGUUGAGAUGCAGCUUCUGUCGCUAAUUCCUCAAGGUGUGAGACAAUCAUUAUUGCCCGAGCACGAGAAAGGAAAAGGUCCAGAGCCACAGACGCACGUAUAUCGCCUUUGGAAGUUGUGGGUCAAGAAGCGAUUGUAUAAACACAACAAGGAUAUGAUGCUUCAGAUUGAUAAGUCGGAGAGGACUGAGAAGUUAGACCAGGCAGUCAGUGGAGUGGAGGACGACUAUGCUAGGUUGCUACGACAAUCUGAAUUGAGGAAGGGUCCUGGAAGGAGAGUGAGUGCUACGAGUGAGACGAACGGUGGUUCAUCGAAUGGCAACGGGAAGAGAUCAAGUUCUGAUGAUGAGGUGGAGGAUGAAGAGCCAGCGGCGAAGAAGGCCAAAAUUUCGACAUGAAAGGGCAACGGAGGAUUGUAUGAAUUUGUAUGAUUUGAUGAAAUUUGGUUGCUUGCUCCGUUUUCAUGGAAAUAGUUGGGCAGAAACCUGAUGACCAAGAGUUCCACACGCUCAGGGGAAGAUAUUGGGCAAUGAGCUUCACUCAUGCCUGGUUAUGCAUUUGAGGAGAUGUUGAUGGCAUUCUGCUACUGCGACGGUAUGGAGUUUUACCUCCCGCUCGACAUGAGCACAAUCAAUAAAUAACAAAUAUUACAUGAUGACCU
Mollisia scopiformis is the source of this 1850-nucleotide messenger RNA. RefSeq names its product histone acetyltransferase-like protein type b catalytic subunit. Gene Ontology annotation, cellular component: nucleus. Gene Ontology annotation, biological process: subtelomeric heterochromatin formation. Bases 106 to 1587 code for a protein of 493 amino acids. The transcript has 3 exons. Gene Ontology annotation, molecular function: histone H4 acetyltransferase activity; histone binding. Lineage: Eukaryota; Fungi; Ascomycota; Leotiomycetes; Helotiales; Mollisiaceae. The record is from RefSeq and is a predicted model, not a curated record.